AUGGGAGUUUGUAGUUCAACUAAAGUUCCUUAGAAUAAGAACACUACUAAGGAGAAUUUUAAUGCAUCGUUGGCAAAAACAGCCGAUGUUUAAUAACCCCAAAUAGAAAUUGCUUCUGCUUUAAAUGAACAAAGAAUAAAUUAAAACCAAACCGUUUAGAGAAAGUUAAUAAAGUCAGGAACACUUAGCUAUUUCGAACACACUCUUGAUAAAACUUAAAUUCCAAAACGGCCUAGUACAUAUUACAAAAUAUAAAUUUAGGAAACAAUAAAAAAUGGGCUUAGAAUUCACCUUAGUUAAAAAUCAAAAUCACUGAUGCAAUAGCCUCAAAAGAUUAUUCGGUUUAUAAAGGCAAGGUAAAGACAUUCAACAAAUUAACGAAUCGAGUGAUGUAACAUAACAGCGAUGGGUAAAUAGUCUUCAUGGAAUAACAUCCAUACGAUUAAGAAGGAAAGGAUUACAUAGAUUGGCUCUAGAAAACUAAUUUGGUAAUUAUGAUAAUUACUAUUUUAAGGAAUUUUAUCAUAUUGCAAAGAUUUAUGAAAUAUUUAUUUGGGGCAAGAAUUUUUAAAUAAUUAGUGAAUAUUGUACUGGAGGUCCAUUAUCAGAGUUAUUAGGACAUAAACUAUCUGAAUAGGUAGUGAGUAAUAUCCUCGAUUAAAUUUUUGAAAUCAUUAAUUUUCUUCACAAAAAUAAGUUAACCCACAAUAAAUUGACAAUAGAUAGCUUUUCUUUUUAUUACGAUUUGUAAAAUUAUUUGAUCAAGUUAACAGAUUUAAAAAGUUUAUUCAAACCUUAAAAAGAACCUUAACUUUAAGUCAUUCAGUAUGCAUCUCCUGAAUCUUUAACUUCUAAUCAUCCUCAUAAAUCAAAUGACAUUUGGUCUUUAGGAAUUAUUGCUUAUCAAUUAAUCACAAGAAAUUUAAUUUACGAAGGGAAUUCAAAUCUCGAAACAAUCUAAGAUGUUAAACAAGCAAUUUUGAAAUGGACUACAUAUUAAGACAUUUCAGAUGAAAUAUCUUAAAAUUUUUAAGAUCUUAUUUUAAAUAUGCUCAAUCCUGAUAAAACUUAAAGAAUUACUAUUGAAGAUUGUUAAAAGCAUAAAUUUAUUUUAAACCAUUAAAUUAACAAUCUCAAUUGCCAUUUUAAGUAUAAUUUUACUUACAGUUUCAGCAAUGAUUUAUAAAAAUGGCUAAUGAUUUAUCUUUUAGAAAACUAUGAGCAUUCUCAUUAUUAAGUAGGAAAACGUAUUUUCGAUAUCUUAGAUAAAGAUAAAGAUGGAAAAUUGAAUAUAUAAGAAUUAAAAGAUUUUCAAAGAAGACUUAAAUAAUCAUAAAAAUAAGAAAUUAAUAUUAAAAUAAUUGAAAGUUUAAUUGAUCACUAAGUGGAAAUAGAGUUGCAGGAUUUCAUUUUGAUGAUAUCAGAUAAAUCUAUUUACAUUACACAUGAAAAUCUUGAUCAUAGUUAUAAAAAAUUAAUGAAUAAAAAUUCAGAAAUUACUGUUAAAUCUUUGUCAAAAGUUCUUAAUAUUUCAGAAAAUUAAUUGACUGAAGAAUUUAAAAAAAAUGAAUUGUAUUAUGAGGUAUUUUUAAAAAUAUUAUAUGUAGAAUUAUUGUAUUCCUUUAGAAUAUAUCAAAUAUGAAUCAACUAUGAAUUAAAUUUUGUUAGUUUAAAAUGAAAAUUGA
Molecule: messenger RNA, 1685 nt
Organism: Paramecium sonneborni
Lineage: Eukaryota; Ciliophora; Oligohymenophorea; Peniculida; Parameciidae
Source: the annotation of a GenBank genome assembly